Rotaria sp. Silwood2 is the source of this 957-nucleotide messenger RNA. The record is from the annotation of a GenBank genome assembly. Lineage: Eukaryota; Metazoa; Rotifera; Eurotatoria; Philodinida; Philodinidae.
AUGUCGGAAGAAAUUCUAUCAUCACCAACGAGAACAAAACUUCCUUUACAAGGCGUUGUCAUUUUUGUUAGUCAACAAUUAGUGACUAAUAGAUUGGCUUUACAUCAGCAAUGUACAGCACUUGGUGGAAAAUUUGUUUGGGUAUUCGAUGUACCUUUUACUCAUUAUAUUUGUCAAGGAAAAUUGAGUAAAAGAGGAAAAGAAUAUAAAAAAGCUGAAGAAUAUAGAGCACUAUGUGUACAUCCAGCAUGGCUUAAAGCUUGUCAAAAGUUUGGACAACGUGUAGCUGAAAAAUUAUAUGCUACUACGUAUGAUCCGAAUAGAUCUUUGACCUUUAUUUCUGUCGGUGAUGAUGAUGAUAAUGAAGACGAAGAAAAUCAUAUGCCCUCAUUAACAACAAUGAAAUCUACUUCUUCUUUAAAACUUAUUCAAACUUCUCGUAUUGUGCCAAUUAUCAACAAGAAGCACAAAUAUCAUAUUACUACACAUGCUCCUACUAUUGAAAUGUCAUCACCAAAAGUCAUUCCAUCUAUUCCGAAACAAUCAUCACAAGUUUCUACUGAAGCUGAAACAAUGCUCAAUGAUCUUCAGUCAUCUUUAGCACAAUUUCUUAAUAAUAAUAAUAAUAAUAGUAACAGUAAUGCAUCCAUAUCUCGUCCAUCAAUAACUGAUGAUGAACAAAAUAAAAAAUCACUUAAAAUAAUUCGAUCAAUAAGUAAUAUUAAUAAUAAUAAUAAUAAUAAUAAUAACAAUGGUACAGGUAUCGAACCAUCGAUGCGUGUCGAAUGGCUCGAUGAUGCAAUGCAAGCUGAACGCAAGAAAAUGGUAGAUGAAGAUGAACAUGGUGUUAGUAGUCAACAACAAUUGUUAUGCGGAGAAUCAAAAAUUGGACUCAAACGGCCACUAGUCGACUCUAAUUUCGAUCAAUCUUUUAAUGCAAAAAAAUGUCGGACAUAA